This is a messenger RNA of Aplysia californica (California sea hare), 732 nucleotides long. RefSeq lists its product as uncharacterized. Lineage: Eukaryota; Metazoa; Mollusca; Gastropoda; Aplysiida; Aplysiidae. Gene Ontology annotation, cellular component: lysosome; extracellular region. The record is from RefSeq and is a predicted model, not a curated record. Gene Ontology annotation, biological process: cell-matrix adhesion. Gene Ontology annotation, molecular function: calcium ion binding.
GGGGAGGUAAUAUGAAUGUGUAUGUGUGCCCGAAAGAACGAACGAGGGCUGGGAGCACAGCCUGAUGGGUGGUAAUUAUUUCAUAAUUUCAGGGGUCUGCAGUUCGUCCUAGCCUCGUUCAUGUGAAUGUAAGUUUGCACAGUGGAUAUUUUUUCUUUGUUGCUCAAUAAGUUUUCGUCCGCUCAGAUAUGCCGCCUCUAUACCAGCAUUCGCUGGUUUUCGUCGUAUUCUUGUUCCUGGUUGUGCAGCUGUAUGGAGUAUCAGCAGAAGUGCCCUACGAACAGUCGCCAAAGCCAUGCUGCUUGCCGUACAAGUUCCAAGCUGUGAUAACGCCAUUAGCGACGUUUAAUGUUCACAACAAGCAAGUAAUGCGUGUGUACCGGGACUGGGUGAGAAGACUACAGGUCCAGGACUUCGCUACCUUCACCGCGUACGCAAUCGGAGAGACUUUCUACCGGACACACACCGACUUCAAAAACAAAGUCAGCUACACAAUCAGAGACGGCAAAUGUAGCAAGUCAGCAGUGGAUUAUGGCAUGUUGGAGCCAUGCAUGCCUGACAAUGCAGAAUACAUUGGCUCCUCGUACCUGGGCCUCUACGACGACCAAACCAAUUUCGAGACCUGGUUCUUCAGCCGGACAAACAAGAAUCGUGACAUAAACAUGACCAUCUCCAUUACCGCUGACCGCUGCAUGCCGGUUAUGGAACAUAUCGUUGGUCAACUGGGAUCAG